AUGAAGAGGAGGUCUCAGCUACCGCAAUCGUAUCCCUUCUCACUCGCAACCACGCCCAUCGGCCCUCUCUUCUCGCACAAGAUUCGAGCAGCCGCAGAGAUAUCAUCCUCCUCCCCUAGACUUCGGCCGUCGCGAGUCGAAUCCCAGCAAUCGCGCGCAAUCACCGCCGCGAGCCAUAGCACUGCCGUGAUCUCCGGCCAGCCGCCACCGCAAGAACCGUCGCCGAGAAAUUCUUUCUCGAGCACCCCAGCACCUCCGUCAGCCCCGUUGCGAGCUUCUCUUCUCGCUGGCGUCUCACAACAACCUUCACACCGACGUGACGAGACGAGACCACCAGCGACCGCCCUUGUUUCAAAUAGAACCCCGCCUCCGAGGGCCGACCGAGCCCCGUCGAAGAAAGUCGCGACCCGUCCGCAACCUCCGUUAGCGAGAUCGCACGGGAAACCGCUGCAGCAUCCUCCGGCCACCACUACAGCGCCUCGCCGGUGCAAGAGGACGAUUCCCAAUGCCAAGACUUCCGCCGAGGAGUUGAGGCAGGCGACGCCGAUUAUGAACAGCACAAUGGCCUACUACUUCACCGAGGCCGGGUUUCUAAAUAUCUAA
Striga asiatica is the source of this 603-nucleotide messenger RNA. The record is from the annotation of a GenBank genome assembly. Lineage: Eukaryota; Viridiplantae; Streptophyta; Magnoliopsida; Lamiales; Orobanchaceae.